AUGAAAUUACUUGAAAAUGAUGAAGAUUGUAAUGUUAUUAUUUACGUAGGCGAAAAUAAAAAUGAGAAGGAAAUACAAACACAUUCAUGUAUUUUACGUAUUAGGUCUCAAUAUUUUCGUACAGCAUUCUCCAUGAAUAAGAAGGAUGGAAAAUUUAUUGAAAUUAUUUUAUACUCUGUAUCAUCUCCCUGUGGAGCAUUCUUAGCAUUAAACAGAACGAGUUUUCGCGCCAUUAAUGAAGUAUUGGCAACUAGUGCGAAUUCAAUUUUGCGUCAACAAGAUCAAGGCCAUAAAGAUGUUGAAAAAGCUUGGAUCAUUCCAUCAAAGAAAAAGAAUUUUAAUAAUUUUAUUUCAAUGGAGACAGCACAAAAUAAUAUUCCAAUGGGACAAACAAUGACGGGAGUCAUACAAAAAUGGGAGCUGAGCAAAAUUGACUCUAUAACGACAGAUCUUCACCAGAAUUACCACCAAAUUUCUAUCCCACGUGAUCAUGAAGCUACGGAUAUUAUAGAAGUAUUUCGUGAAAAUAAAGAUGCAACGAAGAAACAAGAAUAUUCUCCAACGUCAGGAUGGUAG
This is a messenger RNA of Rhizophagus irregularis DAOM 181602=DAOM 197198, 576 nucleotides long. Lineage: Eukaryota; Fungi; Glomeromycota; Glomeromycetes; Glomerales; Glomeraceae. The record is from RefSeq and is a predicted model, not a curated record.